UGGACACCAUGGACCCUCCAAAGGUGGCAAUCGGGGCAGCCCAGGUCAGCGUCUCCAUCAAUAUUUCAGCUGCUGAUGAUGUCAGAAAGCCCUAUAAAGAGCCUCCUAGAAAGCUUCCCGUCAGCAGCACCAUGGUCAACAGCAGAGCCCUCCUCCUCGCCGUGGCGGUCUGCUGCUGCAGCCACUUCCUGCGGCUGACUCGGGCCGAGGACGCCUCCAUGGAGACGCGCUCCUUGGACUUCCCGCUGAAAAGACAGCAGGAAAAAGACCUGAUUGAUGCUUUACAAGAAGUCCUGGAGAAGUUGAGGAACAAAGAGAUGCCGUCUGAGAAGAAGCUUGGCUGGCUUCCAUCGUGCGACGCCGGGGAGCCCUGUGCCGUGCGGAAAGGCGCACGUAUCGGCACGCUCUGCAGCUGUCCCAGGGGGACUUCCUGUAACUUUUAUGUCCUCAAGUGUUUGUGAAAAAAAAAAAAGAGAACAGUCCUGACAUAAAAAAGAAAAAAGAAAGAAAAAGAAAAGGGGGUUGGUGAGCAAACAUUUGUUGAAGCCUCUUUUUUAAGUGAAAUUAAAAUUGUUGUGAUUUUUUGCAAAUGUUGAAGGGGAGUGUUGGUGUUUAAUACAUCUGAUGUUGUUAUAAAAGCCAGAAUAGCAUCGGAUGGUGCUGUGGUUGUGUGGCCUCCUGAACAUUUCUCAUUAAAAGAAGAAACAAUUUGCUGUAUUUUAUCAUCGCCUAAAGUGUGAAGCUGAGGGAAGAUCUUUUUCUAUACGCAUCCUUUGUUGGCAUGUUGUUUCAUUGACAGAAUCAUUUUUUGGAUUAGUAGCAAUAAUUACAAAUACUUACAUUCAAAUCUAUGUUUUUUUUUUCCAAUUCAACUCAUAUUGUUUACAGAUGUAUACGACAUGAAAUACUACAUAGAUCACAGGCGUCAAACUCAUUUGAAUAAUAUCUGUGCACAAAUCAUGGCAUUAAAACUAAAGAAUGAAGACAACUUCCAAUUGUU
Messenger RNA from Nerophis ophidion (straightnose pipefish), 1000 nucleotides. Its product is annotated as cocaine- and amphetamine-regulated transcript protein-like. Gene Ontology annotation, biological process: negative regulation of appetite; positive regulation of MAPK cascade; adult feeding behavior. Gene Ontology annotation, molecular function: neuropeptide hormone activity. The record is from RefSeq and is a predicted model, not a curated record. Lineage: Eukaryota; Metazoa; Chordata; Actinopteri; Syngnathiformes; Syngnathidae. The coding region runs from base 9 to 461 and encodes 150 amino acids. The transcript is spliced from 3 exons.